AAUAAAGAUUUUUAAUUAUUUUGGUUGUUGAGAAACUUAAAAAUCAGGCAAUCGAAUAAUCGAGCAUCCUCGUCGCUUACUCCGAUAGCCAACAACCUCUGAAGUCUUUGUCGUCCUCCUCGGCAUCUGUGUGAACCCAACCAUGGAGCUAACAGCACAGCAGCUGAUCCAAUACAACGGCACCGACCCAUCAAAGCCGAUAUACGUGGCACUGAAAGGUCGCGUCUUUGACGUGACGGACGGCAAGUCGUUUUACGGGCCUGGAGGGCCGUACGCGAUGUUCGCGGGCAAGGAUGCCAGCAGAGCUCUGGCGAAGAUGACCAAGAACGAAGAAGACAUCACUGCCUCCCUCGACGGCCUCUCAGAGAAGGAGAUCGGCGUCCUCACCGACUGGGAGAAGAAGUUCGAAGCUAAGUACCCAGUUGUUGGCCGUGUUGUUUCUUGAAAGUUCUCUAUUUUCAAUUAGAAUUCUUGAAAAGUCUCAACCUUUUAUCGUCUUUAUGACUUAAAUGUAUUGCUUCUGGGUAUCUGUGACUUUGUAUCCAUGUAUCUGAUCUUGGAUGUUGUGUAUGUUUAUCCAUGGAUGAAUAAAUGACUAUGGUUGUGUGAAUUUGGUUUUGUUGAUUUGGC
Molecule: messenger RNA, 630 nt
Organism: Prunus avium (sweet cherry)
Lineage: Eukaryota; Viridiplantae; Streptophyta; Magnoliopsida; Rosales; Rosaceae
Gene: MAPR2
Product: membrane-associated progesterone binding protein 2
Cellular component (GO): endomembrane system; membrane
Source: RefSeq, a predicted model, not a curated record